AUGUCUGCCUUAACUUCUUCCUCUUCUACUCUGCUCUUUCAAGAUUUUGUAGGAGACUUCUACUCAAGAAGAUUGCUACUAAACAUCCCUCCUUCCCCAUCACCGGCUACCGCAACUCCUCCAGCCACCGGACCGAGCCACGACACCUCAGAAUUUUACACCGGAGAUACUGUAAUCGUAAUCUCUGUCCUCUGUUGUGCUGUAAUAUGCACAAUGGGGAUGUGUUCAGUCCUUAAAUGUUCAUUAAGGUGCACCGGUUCAGUACUCUCGGAAAUCAGGAACAACCGGUUAGCCAACACAGGGAUCAAGAAAAAGGUCCUCCAUACUUUCCCAACAGUGACUUAUUCAGAUGGUUUGGAUCAGCCUGGCUUGGGCACCGAGUGUGUCAUAUGCCUAUCCGAGUUCAAAGAAGGGGAGUGUUUACGAGUUCUUCCCAAGUGCAACCAUGGGUUUCACGUCUGCUGCAUCGAUGAGUGGCUCAGUUCACAUUCCUCCUGCCCUAUCUGCAGGGACUACCUCAUUCAGACUUGUCAAAAGAUCAGCGAGUGUACUCAGGCUACCUCAUCACAACCACCAACCCAGCCGCUACAGGAAACAGUUGUAAGGAUUACCCCACUAGAAGCUGAAGGUGUAAUACAUAAUUACCGGAAUGAUCAAGAUGUAUAUAUAGGUAUUGAAAAAAUGAAGGUUCCAAGUGUGGUUUCACCAUUUUGACAAGGAAAAAAAUAUGUGGUUUGACAAGUUGAAUAUAUAUAUAUAUAUAUAUAUAUAUAUAUAUAUAUGUCAAAUUUAUUCUUUAUAUAUAAUGAUCAGUUAUUUAUGAUCUUAGUUUUUUUUUUUAUUAUUUAAAUGACACAAUGCAUGAAAGAUGCAGGUCGAAUAUGGUAAUUGUAAAGGGAUUGUCAUGGAACUCAAAUUAACAUUUUCGCUAUUAAUAGUUUACCAUUAGGGUUGUGGCACCUCCUUUCUUAAUGUUCAAGUCAAAGCAAAAAAAAAAAAAAUUACCACUAGGUACAAAAAGUUGCUUCUUACCCCUCCCCUUCUCUCACUCA
This is a messenger RNA of Cornus florida, 1052 nucleotides long. Its product is annotated as RING-H2 finger protein ATL78-like. Bases 1 to 714 code for a protein of 237 amino acids. The transcript has a single exon. Gene Ontology annotation, molecular function: transferase activity. NCBI's taxonomy places the organism in Eukaryota, Viridiplantae, Streptophyta, Magnoliopsida, Cornales, Cornaceae. Gene Ontology annotation, biological process: protein ubiquitination. The record is from RefSeq and is a predicted model, not a curated record.